AAGUUAACAAUGUUUGAUGAAGUUGCUGGUGUGACUAGCAUAAAAUUUACUUUCAUCUUAUGAAACAAAACGCGUGUCGAUUCAACCAAGCUUGAGGCAUGUAUGGUGUCUUAGUUUAAACUUUAUUGUCUGGCGGCAUGUUCUAAUAAGAAUUAUGACUUUUAAAUGUGACGAUCAGAAAACGCCAACCUUGGAUAGUAGUUGGAUAUGUUCAUGCAUCUGUGUUUGACCUUUGGGCACUUCAAUCUAAACCAAUUACUUGUAUUGAACCAAAGUACUAUCCAGUUCCUUAUCUCUAGUCCAAGUAACAUCAAACUUUAAUUUGGAUUGCCUUUGCUGUAUUACCUGAUUAGCCAUUUGUAGUAACUUUUAGCAUACUGUAAAUUCAGAACUUAGGUUAGUCACUUUCUGCCGCAUGCAAGAUUAGUUGUGUAGCAAGAUUACUUUUGUGCUUGAUGUUUCAUGUGGAUUUCUAAUCAGUUUGAUGCUUGUAGAGUAUUUUGAAACUGUGACAAGACAUGGGAUCGAUUUGGCAUGAUGGUUAUGUACUUAAAUAUCAUUUUCAUGUUUGGUGGAAUUCAAAUGCUGCAAGAGAAUAUAAUAAAUAGCUUAUUUGGUUGCAAAAAGACCAGUGAUAAUGUCGUUCACUGUUGUGUGAAACCGCUACCUUCAGAAGAGUAACAUGGCUUAAGUUUGUUUCUAAGUUUAGCUGACUUAAAGUCUUUUUUGUCAUGCACAUUUUCUUGAGAAUUACAACAUUUUCUCUGCACAAGUGAAGUUACAUUAUUCCUAAUUGUUACCGCUACCUUCAACAUUGAAUGGAAAUUGCUAAUCUUCCAUUUUGGGUGUUACUGUGUUAGAUAUAUGAUUAGGUUUCAUUCUAAAGCCUUCCAUAUCUACAGAACAUAUAGUUUAGCUUCUUAGAACACGUAGCAUAAUUGAUUAGAACAUAUAGAACAAUUUACAGAACAUAUAGGUUCACUUAUUAGAACAUAUAAAUUAAAUUGUUAAAAUAUUUAUACCUAUUUAAAAAAGAACUAAUUUUGUUUCAUGUGUUGCAGGGAACCCGAAGAUCACACCAAUCAAGAAACUGAAGUUAAAAUCAAUGAAGAAAGCAUUGAUAAUGGAAACCAAGAACAAGAGCCUGAUCUCACUAAAGGACGGGAAGAGACUGUCAGGGAAACCGAAACUCAAACCAAUGCAGAAACUGAACCUAUCAUCAAUGAAGAAACCAAUGCCAAUGUAAACAAAGAACAAGAGGAAGUGAAUCAGAAGAAUGACAAAAGAAGGAAACAUAUUGCAAAAAGGAAACAAGGGAAUGAAAUUGUUGUUAGAGAUGUCAAGAAGCACAAGUCUGCAGUUGUUGUGCACUCGAGAUCAAAAGACUGUGUAGAAGUGGAUAACAAAUCAAAACCGGUGGAGAAGAAAAAGGCUAGACUUUUGGUCCAAAGAAUACCACCAAAUUGGUUCAUGGCACUUAUUCCUAAAAUUCCGAGACAACACAGAGCUGCCAUUAGGAAAAUAGGCUUUGGUGCCUUCCUUGAUUUAGAUAUUGGUGCCCAUAAGUCUGCGUUUUCUGCUGAACUUGUAACAAGCUUAGACGCCAACAGAGUUAAUUUGGUGAUGGAUAACAAAGAAGAAAUAGAUAUUCAGUUGAAAGACAUACACCUUGUGUACGGGCUUCCAAUAGGAGGAAGGAAAAUAGUGGAACCGAAGAAGGAAGAAGAUGAAGAAUGGGUUUCAUUUCUGAGAACAUGGAGGGGAUUCUUUAACAUGGAAAGUGGAAGUCCAUACCUGUCAAAAGUAUUAGAUAGGUUGAAUGAGUUAUGUGAAAAAGACUUGUGUGAUGAAUUUUUAUGGCAUUUCGUGGUGUGUGUAGUGAAUACUUGUAUAUGCUCAACAUCAAGACCGGAAGUGGCAUACAAGUUUCUGUAUAGCUGCAUGGACAUACAGAAAAUUCAUGAAUUAGACUGGUGCCAUUACACUUUUGUAAAUAUGAAGAUAGCUGCUGAAAAAUGGAAAGGAGGAAAUGCUUAUUUCACUGGACCAUUGCCUUUCUUACUGAUUACAUAUUUUGACCGGUUGCAAAGGGAGAAGAUUGUGCAACCAAGAGAGUUCCCUCUCCUUUCAGUCUGGAACAGUGAGAGGAUAGAAGAAAGAAUGAAGAUUGAAAACAAGAGGGGCUUUGGAAAGGGGGUUGUGCUCAAAAGAAUAGCUUAUGAAGGAUUACUAGAAGAACAAGUUGAAGAACACAUAUACCAGAAAGAUCCUGACUUGCAAGCAGGCUCAUCAACUUCAUCCUACAACAUUAUGGGCUUUCUGGACAAAUUUGGGGAUUUGGCUAAGGCACUGGCUUCAAAUAUCAACGAGAUGUAUGUUAUGGUAGAUAAAGCAUCUGACCUUUUCAAAGAAGGCGAUACAGCAGAGGAACUGAAAAGGCUGGUCGAUAAUAUUUGGAGCAAGUACACAAAUAAGCCAACUGAGCCAAUUCUGCCCGAAGCACAAGAAAAAGUCAAGAGUCCUUCAGUUCUUAGCCAAGACAAACAAAUGUUUGAUGAACCUGGAUUCAUUGAGGAAUUGGACGUGGUAAUGGCUAAGGCAUGGGAAGAUUACCAAGAGAGAAUAGGUAUGAGUAAGAAAUUUGUCAAGCCACGUCCAACAAAAAAGAAAAAGAAGGCAAGAGAUGAAUCUGAUAUAUUAGGCUUCAAAUUGUUGACCCAAAGCCAAACCGAUGAAGAAGAAGAGCAACCCCUCCCAUUUGCUACAACAACGACACACAUCUUUGUUCCAGAAUCAGAAUCACCAGUGAUCCUUAGGGAUAUUCCAUCUUCAUCUGCAUUAAAGCCAACAGAAGUGAUUUCUCUCGACAGUGCUGAAUCGUUUGAAAAUAUGGAUUUGGAUUUGGACUUGGAUCUGGCACUUGGAGUUCAAAAAUCCUUGGAAAAUGCAGCAAACAAUGUCAAAAGCCAAGAACAAACAGACACAGAAAAUGCAACAAACAAGCCAAGUUCGGGUAAAGAUGAUGACCCUAAGGAAAGAGCGUCUGAUGUUGUUCCAACAGAGGCUACUUUGGGUAACAAUGAUCAGCAAAUGGGAACAGAAACUACUAAAACACCAACUGGUUUAGAUAUUGAUGGAAAGCAAGCUGGUUCGCCAAAAUAUGAGGAGCCAAAACAGAAAAUAGAUGAGCAGGAAGGGGGAAAUGAUGAAAGUAGAAAGAGUCAAAGAUGCAUUGAGAAGCUCCCGCAAUAUUUAAGAUCGCCUUUCAUGGUCAAACAUGAUGCAGCGUUCAAGAGAGUAGAUGUUGCUAAAAGAAGGAUGGCUGAUUAUGCAUUUGCUGAAGGACCAAUUGAUGAGCUUUUGUACAACGAUAAGCUAAACAAAAUCACAAGAGAAGAAAUGAAAAGUCUUGCGGGCGAAAAUCAUAUGCUCAACAAUAUAGCUGAUGCAUGGGCAUACCUUUUAAAUGUUGAAAACAGAAGGCGAGGUGUAGGAACAGAAAGUAGAUUUUUCUUCAGCACAAAGCCAUAUGACAUCUUAUGCAAAGAUAAGUACUUUCUUUCGAGUAUCAAGUUCAAUGAAAGAUAUCCUGCUUUGUUUAAAAGAAUGGAUGAAGAACUAGCACAUGCUAAAGUAACAAGCUUGCAAAGAGUUCAAUUGGUGUUUUUUCCGAUAGUUAAUGGUGGUCAUUACUAUCUAUUGUGCAUUAACUUCAUGAAUGGCAGUUUGGACGUGAUUGACAACCAAUGCAUUACACCCCCUAUGACGUAUUUGGGAAAAUACAAGAAUGAACCAAGAAAUAUGUUGAAAGGCUUCGCAGAAUAUUAUUUUGCAAGACACAAUGGAGGAAACAAAAGUUCUGUAACUGAUUUCAAAACAAGAAACCUGAAUAUGAAAUGGAAAAGCAACGCCAAUUAUGAUGAUUGUGGAGUGUUUUUGCUGAAGCACAUGGAAACUUAUUAUGGAGAGAGUGCAAAGGAAUGGAAUCCGGGACUGGAAAAAGACAACUUUGAGCAAAUGAAGAGAUUGAGAGUUGAAUAUUGUGGAAAGUUAUUGGCGCACAAAGAGAAUGAUGAACAUCAUACAAUGAUUUCAAAAUCAAGAACAUGGGCACUAGAAAACAAAAUUUGAGGAAAUUGUAAUAGCUAGUUGUAGAUCAAUGCUAGAAACAUGUAGCUUACAUGUAGCAUCAAAUUUCGUACUUGUUAUA
This is a messenger RNA of Spinacia oleracea (spinach), 4210 nucleotides long. RefSeq lists its product as uncharacterized. Gene Ontology annotation, biological process: proteolysis. NCBI's taxonomy places the organism in Eukaryota, Viridiplantae, Streptophyta, Magnoliopsida, Caryophyllales, Amaranthaceae. Bases 1051 to 4131 code for a protein of 1026 amino acids. The transcript has 10 exons. Gene Ontology annotation, molecular function: cysteine-type peptidase activity. The record is from RefSeq and is a predicted model, not a curated record.